UUGCAUUUUCUCUGAUGUUUAAAUUCGUUGAAUAAAUAGUAUAUAUCUCUCUGGAUGUCAAUUUCGCAUUUAAUGUUUUGAGUUUCCAUCGUAUUACAAGUAUCACCCCAUUCAUCGUAUCAGUGUAUCACCCUCAUACACAAAUAUUUUUCUUCGUUCGCUUCAUAAUAUUAUUGAUCUUCUCACAUUUACUGAUGUCAAGAGUGUUACUGAUCUCAUCAUCAUGUGUUCUUGUUUUACUUCUGUGUUUUUCACAAGAAUGUUUAUGUAGCGGUCGACAUCUAAGAAGUAUUGACGAUCAUGCCAUGGACGUCGACAAAGCAAAACUUCCCAGCCAUUCAACCAUCAAGGGUUUUGGGAACAAACCGUUGACCGUUCAUGAUGAACUUGACCACAAAAUGAAUGAAGAUGAGUAUCAGAAGCAAAAAGGUGAUGGAUCAAAGCACAAAAAAGACAUGAUUAAAGACCAAAAAGUGAAGAAAGUUAAAGAAGUUGAUCCGAAGUCUAUCACUUUUCGAGUUCCUGUGGAGCACCAAAAGAUCCAUCAGCAACCUGGUUUUAAUCUUGACUACUCUCCGCCAAAGACACACCCUCCUAGUCACAACUAAAGAUCGAUAUAUAUAUAGUUGCAUGAUCUCAUGUUAUAACUUUCGUUGUGAGAAAAAGGGAAAGAAUGAGUUUUUUUAUUUGUUUAAAUAUAUCCAUGAUACAAAUAUGAUGGAAAACAUGUUUUGUUUAGGGUUUUAAUUAGGGUUUGAGUAAGCCUCAUGAUCUUAG
Messenger RNA from Helianthus annuus (common sunflower), 777 nucleotides. RefSeq lists its product as uncharacterized. The transcript is spliced from 2 exons. The record is from RefSeq and is a predicted model, not a curated record. Lineage: Eukaryota; Viridiplantae; Streptophyta; Magnoliopsida; Asterales; Asteraceae. Bases 195 to 608 code for a protein of 137 amino acids.